Babjeviella inositovora NRRL Y-12698 is the source of this 968-nucleotide messenger RNA. RefSeq lists its product as uncharacterized. Gene Ontology annotation, molecular function: acyltransferase activity, transferring groups other than amino-acyl groups. The transcript has a single exon. NCBI's taxonomy places the organism in Eukaryota, Fungi, Ascomycota, Pichiomycetes, Serinales. Bases 224 to 913 code for a protein of 229 amino acids. The record is from RefSeq and is a predicted model, not a curated record.
CGAAUACGCCCUAUCAACAUUUAGACUCUUAUCAAAGCUACAAAUGCUAUUGGCCUACCUUGACUUGUGCGGCGUCGUGUAGGCCAAGAUUUUCACUGAACCGGGGCUGCGCUGUGCUCCAUACCCUUCUCCAGGUUUCCACAGAUCUAUAUCCUGCCUAUAUAAAUGCAAACCUCUCCGCUCACUCUUUUAUGGCUAAACAGAGCUAGAUAUCGAUAUUUCAAUGACCGCUACAGACGACGCUUUUGCGAGACUUCAGUCGCUUCCCCAAACCAGAUUGGACUUCCGCGCUAACCCAUGCAUCACCCAGCCCAAGGUUAUCACCUUGCCAAAGACCGGGGGCAAGGCGACCUUAUUCCCAGUCAAUAACACUACCAGCACCUCUGUCCCCGAAUCGUUGUUCGAGUACAUGCACCAGGAAUUCAACCACGCCGUCGAGGAGGGCCUUACCUAUCCACACCACGAAACUAUGGACAGUGACCAGUUUAGAGGCUACUGGUUCUGCUCCUUUGUUGCGAUUUUGAUAAAGGGUGAGUGGGAGAGUCUUAAAGACGCCGACAAGAACGGUACCACCAACUGGGAGACCGAAUUUCUCGGGACAUACUACGUGAAGCCAAACUACAUCGGGCGCUGUUCCCACAACUGCAACGGUGGGUUUUUAGUCAACCGCAAGAUCAGAGGCAUGGGGCUUGGCGAAGCCUUGGGGAAGACGUAUUUGGACUGGGCACCCCGUCUAGGCUACACCUAUUCGGUGUUUAACUUAGUGUUCGUGACCAACGUUGCCUCCUGGAAGAUCUGGGACAAGUUGGGGUUCAACAGAAUCGGGUACAUUCCUGGCGUAGGCAUUUUGAAGGGGGUGGAUCACCCUGUCGAUGCCAUAAUGUACGGGAUAGAGUUGAAAGUUAAAGAGUAGAGUGUAUGACAAAUGACUGGAGCAGUCUACCGCCACGUGGGAUUUGGAUAAAAAA